Anopheles darlingi is the source of this 2389-nucleotide messenger RNA. RefSeq names its product organic cation transporter protein-like. The record is from RefSeq and is a predicted model, not a curated record. Gene Ontology annotation, molecular function: transmembrane transporter activity. The coding region runs from base 506 to 2032 and encodes 508 amino acids. Gene Ontology annotation, cellular component: membrane. NCBI's taxonomy places the organism in Eukaryota, Metazoa, Arthropoda, Insecta, Diptera, Culicidae. The transcript has 4 exons. Gene Ontology annotation, biological process: transmembrane transport.
AUCGCUAACGAAGCGAACGGUUUAGGCCUCCAACAGGUGGACGCGAAUUGGUCACUGUAGUGCGCUCCAUCAGACGAAAGUUAAGGGAAGUAACGCACGCCAGCCGGUUGCUGUAACGCCCUUACACCGCUCGUCUCCGGUGUUCGUGGUGAAGUGUAGCAGAUUUUAUCAAACGUUUUUCCUGAUCAGUGGCGUGAUUUUCUUUCUGCUUCAACACCCAACAAAGCACCCGUGGACUUGAUGAAGGUCGCAUGAAGGCGGCAAGGCGGAGUUAGUUUGUUGAAAGUAAUUGAUCGUGUUGUUGUGAGUGAGAGUUGAGCGCUGGGCUGGGAAAACGAGUGAAAAGUGCUGCAAAGCCGAGUCGAGGCUGUACACACGGUGCAAGCACGUGGUCAACGUGGUGCAUCCAACGGUGCUGCUAGAGGCUGAGUAAUUAAAACGAACGAUAGCGUGAUAUUGACUCCUCUGGAUUCUGCUGUGAUAGUUAGUGAAACAAUAAGUUAAAAUGGCCAGCAAGAAGGAUGGCGAUACGACAAAGAAGAACUGGAACCUGGAUCCGAUCCAGCGGGCAAUGGGUCAGCUCGGCUGGUGGCACAUACUCGUCUGUGCGGUCGUCUUUCCGCUCAAGUUCCCGGUUGCCUGGCACCAGAUGAGCACCAUCUUCCUGGGUCCGUCCGUCAACUAUACCUGCGCAUCGGAUCCAUCGCUGGAGCCUUGCGACGAGGCAUGUACGAGCUGGUCCUACGAUAACAGUACCUUCAGCACGACGAUCACGAGCGAGUGGGAUCUGGUGUGUACCAAGGGAAAUCUUGUGAAACUGGCACAAACCAUUUUCAUGUUCGGUAUCCUGGUAGGCGGUGUGCUGUUCGGAUCGCUGGCUGACAAAUAUGGCCGUAGACCUCCGUUGGUGAUUGCCGUUCUUAUCCAGCUAGUGGCAGGCGUUGGCGCUGCCGUCAUCGGUUCGUUCUGGGUGUUCGUAGUGUUGCGUUUCUUGUCCGCAGUAGCCACCGGCGGUACCAUGGUUACCAGCUUUGUAUUGGUGAUGGAAAUCAUCGGUCCCAAAUGGCGCGAGCUGUUUUCGGUACUCUACCAGAUUCCGUUCAAUCUUGGCCAUUUGACACUGGCCGGCUUUGCGUACUUCCUGCGCGAAUGGCGCCAGCUCCAGUUCGCUCUGUCGAUCUUCUCCGUACUGAUGGUGUCCUACUACUGGCUGGUGCCGGAAUCGCCUCGUUACCUCUUCACCUCCGGUAAUGUGGAUGGAGCGGUGACGGUGUUGGAGACGGCCGCCAAACGCAACAAACUCCCGACCGAAACGAUCCGCACUGAUAUCGAGCUGUACGCGAAGGAGAAGUCACGCAAUGCCUCGGCAUCCGACUCGAAGGGUAACGUGCUCGAUCUGUUCCGGACGCCCAAUAUGCGCGCCAAGACGCUGUACAUGUGCUUCAACUGGUUCGUUUGUGGGCUGGCGUUCUUCGGUGUCGCCCAGUACGUUGGCCACGCCGGUGGUGAUAUCUACACGAACGUAGCGGUCAGUGCCGCACUCGAGCUGCCCGGUACGCUGCUUUGCAUUUACUUGAUGAAGGCGUACGGUCGCAAGAAGACACUGAUCUUCUCCAACACCCUGACCGGCAUUUCGAUGUUAGCGAUCGCUUUCGUGCCUCCGUCGGCCAGUGUGCUCAAUGUGGGACUUGCCUCGGUUGGGCUGGUCGGUAUGAGCAUCAGCUUCCCAACGGUCUACCUGUACGCCGGCGAGCUGUUCCCAACGGUGGUCCGGAAUGUGGGCAUCGGUACGGCCUCGAUGAUUGCCCGGUUUGGCUCCAUGAUCGCACCGUUCGUAGCCGGCUUUGGUUCGAUCGCUUACUGGCUGCCACCGUGCAUCUUCGGUGCCACUCCACUCCUCGGUGCGUUCUUCGUGUUCUUCCUGCCCGAAACGCAAGGCCAUCCGCUACCGGAAACACUCGAAGAUGGCGAAAACUUUGGCAAACGGCACAAAGCCGAUGGGCCAGCGAGUGUUGAGAAUGGCAAACACUAAACACGGUCCGCAGUCUGGCCGCAGCAUUUUGAAAUAUUAGAAUAGAGUUUUUUUAUAUUUCCUUUUCGUUUUACUCAUAAUGUUGUUCCUUUCGCCACUGUCGACACGGCCACUGUGUGUCCACACUUUGCCAGAGGCGAAGCAUGAAUCUCCUUCUAAACGAAUCUGGUUUCGGCGAUUCGUUUAAAUGCAAUAAAAUACGACCUAAAAAACGACAGGUAGUGAAGAAGUGCAGGGAGAUGAGUACAUAUUCUCCACGAAAGAGAGUUCCAUAAUGACAAAUUUCGCCGAGAGGGAGUGCCGAAGAGCAGGAGUGAUAAAUAGUAAUAUUAAUAUGCCAAUAAACCAUUGCGUAAA